GAUUGGGUUAAACAAUGUAACCUUUCAACAGGAUAUGAUUUUACAGUUCUUCCGGUGUUGCAGCUCUGCUGAGUGUGCAGCAAGAUGGCGGGCAGUGGGGUUUCUGUAGCAGCGCUCUGGACUGAAGUAAAUCGAUGUGGGCAAAACGGAGACUUCUCUCGAGCGCUGAAAUCUGUGAAUAAAAUUCUGCAAGAAUGCAAAGAUGACGUCACAGCUUUAAACUGUAAAGUUGUCUGCCUAAUUCAGAAUAGUAACUUCAAGGAAGCUCUGAACGUUAUCCAUACCCACAAUAAAGUGUUUGGCAGCGAUGUCAUUGCUUUUGAGAAAGCUUAUUGUGAGUACAGAUUGAACAGAGUGGAAAACGCCCUGAAGACAAUUGAAAGCGCAAGCCAGCAGACAGAUAAGCUAAAGGAACUUUAUGGCCAAGUGUUGUAUAGGUUGGAGCGCUAUGAGGAGUGUUUGGCAGUGUAUCGGGACCUGAUCAGAAACUCUCAGGAUGAUUAUGAAGAAGAAAGGAAAACAAACUUAUCUGCAGUAGUUGCAGCUUUGAGUGCCUGGGAACAGGCUUCACCGGAAGACCUUGGACUGCCUGAAACCUCUUAUGAGCUGUGCUACAAUUCUGCUUGUACACUGAUUGGUCAAGGCAGGCUACCUGAGGCUAUGAAAAAACUUCAAGAAGCAGAAGAACUCUGCCGUCAGUCUUUGUCUGAAGAUUCUGAUAUGACUGAAGAAGAUAUUGAUGCUGAGCUGGCUGUGAUCCAUUCCCAAAUGGCCUAUGUCAUGCAGUUGCAGGGACGGACUGAAGAUGCUUUGCAGCUAUACAAUCAAGUCAUCAAAUUAAAGCCCACGGAUGUUGGAUUGCUUGCUGUCACUGCUAAUAACAUAAUAACUAUUAACAAGGACCAAAAUGUGUUUGACUCCAAGAAAAAGGUGAAAUUAACCAAUGCAGAUGGUGUGGAGCACAAACUUGCCAAAAAACAGCUGCAGGCUAUUGAUUUUAACAAGGCUUUAUUGGCCAUGUACACGAAUCAGGCAGAUCAAUGCUGUAAACUAGCUGCAAGUUUACAGUCCCAGAAUCCAGGUCAUCCACGACCAGUGUUAAUCCAAGUCUCACAGCUUUGCAGAGAAAAGCAGCAUUCAAAGGCUAUAGAUCUACUGCAGAGUUUCUCAGAAAAACAUCCAGAGAGUGCAUCAGAAAUAAAACUAACAAUGGCUCAGUUGUAUGUGGUUCAAGGUCACGUAACGAAAGCAUGUGACAUCUUGCGGUCCAUAGAAGAUCUUAAGCACAAACAAGGCAUUAUUUCUGCAUUGGUUACAAUGUAUAGCCAUGAAGAAGACAUUGACAGCGCCAUUGAUGUCUUUAGCCAAGCUAUUCAACACUACCAGGAGCAUCAGCCAAACUUAUCUGCUCAUUUAUCACUUGUAAGAGAAGCCGCGAAUUUCAAGUUAAAGUAUGGACGAAAAAAGGAGGCUAUAAGUGACCUUGAGCAGUUGUGGAAGCAGAAUCCAAAGGAUAUACACACAUUGGCACAACUCAUCUCUGCUUACUCAUUGGUAGAUCAAGAAAAAGCUAAAUCGCUUAGCAAGCACCUGCCAUCAGCAGACAAAAUGUCUUUCAAUGUUGAUGUAGAUGCGCUGGAGAAUUCACACGGAGCUACUUAUGUUAGAAAGAAGGCAGCAAAGGUGACUGGCGAAAUUAUACCAAAUCAACAAGGACAAGGGGAUAUAAAGAAAAAGAAGAAGAAAAAGAAAGGUAAACUGCCAAAGAAUUGUGAUCCUAAAGCUACUCCAGAUCCAGAGAGAUGGCUCCCAAUGCGAGAGCGCUCUUACUAUCGGGGAAAAAAGAAGGGUAAAAAGAAGGAGCAAGUUGGCAGAGGUACACAGGGCGCAACAUCAGGUGCAUCGGGAGAACUGGAUGCAAGUAAAACAGCAAGUAGUCCUCCUACGUCUCCGAGGCCUGGCACUGCAGCUUCAUCAGUCACUUCAAGCAGCGUGGUACCCCCUAGACAACAGAAGCCAACUGCAUCUGGGGCAACCAGAAAGAAACCACAGCAAAAGAAAAAGAAGGGUGGAAAAGGUGGAUGGUGAUUGCUGAAGCAAAAAACAUGUUCAUCAGUCUGAGUGGAGGAAUUCUUUAAUUGGAAUAAGUUAAAAUAUGAAAUUAAAAUGUUAACAUGAAGUUUUCUGUUUUAAAAAGGAACUUUGUUUUGUUUAAAUACGGUUUAACGUCUGUAUAAAUGUGUAAUAAUGGGGGAAUCAAUCCUGUUUACAUUGCUGUUUUAAAAAUAAAUGGAACAAUCACUUAA
Molecule: messenger RNA, 2306 nt
Organism: Polyodon spathula (Mississippi paddlefish)
Lineage: Eukaryota; Metazoa; Chordata; Actinopteri; Acipenseriformes; Polyodontidae
Product: signal recognition particle subunit SRP72-like
Exons: 19
Coding region: 85-2088 (667 amino acids)
Biological process (GO): SRP-dependent cotranslational protein targeting to membrane
Cellular component (GO): signal recognition particle, endoplasmic reticulum targeting
Molecular function (GO): 7S RNA binding; protein binding; ribosome binding
Source: RefSeq, a predicted model, not a curated record